CAAAAGUCAAUACUUUAAAUUGAUGAGCAUUUUGCUGAUCAUUUUUCAGCAAUCAUUUACAACUAUCUAUUGUGAUAAUCCUAAUUUUCCACUAAAAGUGACAAUGAGAAGCCGUUCCAGUGGUAGUGUUGAUUGCUCACCUCUUACCGGCAACAAACAUCCGUAUAAUCGAAAACCUCUCCUGUGCCGGCUGUGUUUGCGGGUUCUCGCGAAGGAAGACCUACUGGAAAUAUUCACCGAAAACAAUAACUUACAGAAAGAAAUCCGAGCUGCGGUCUCCGUUGAGGUAAACCGAGAUGAUCGUUCAAUUCGUGUGUGCCAGUCCUGCUUGGAUUUGGUGUACACGAUCAACGCUUUUCGAACGGUUUGUGAAAAAUCGGCAAUACUCUUAUCGCAAGAAGUACAAAUUCCAAGCGGUACAUUUUGGGCGGAGCAAUCGGAUCAGAACGUAUUCACGAAAUGUCGUACCCUGGUUGAACACUGCAAGACUGAAAUAGAGAAUCGUUUCCUGGAGAAACUGGAGAUUUGCUGCGAUGAUACGAAUGAUUCGUUUGAGGAAUCGAUUACUUUCCCGGUUGAGUUCAGUCCAGCUGUAGACGUUGAUAUUAAGUCAAUAAAGGAUGACCUACCCGUUAAAAUAGAGGCUCUAAACCUUGACAUACUUUCUGAUGUGGACGAUGAUGAUAUUGGGUUAGUUAUUGAUAAUACCUGUUCUCGAAAGCUGGAAUAUGAAAGUGAGAUAGAGUUUAUUGGCUUUAGCGAACAAGAAUCGGAAGCUGAAAACACGGAUAGUGACCCUGAUUUUGUAAUAAAGCCGAAACGGUCAAAGCAAAAUUCCAGUAAUCCACCGAGGCGUCGGGGAAAACCAAGCCUUACUGAUGAAAUGUUGAAACGUAGAAUGCGUAUACUGGGGGAACAAAAGAGAAAACCGGGUCCCAAAACCCGCGUCAAGCCGCCAGCGGAAUCGGAAUGUGAAAUUCAGGAGUGUGAAUCGCGAGAAUCAAGAACGACGUCGAAAUAAUCACCUGGGCCACGGGGCGUACCCCGCUAGCUUUUCCGAGCACCAUACGAAUAAAGAAAUAAAGUUUUAGCAGAUCAACAAUUGUAA
Messenger RNA from Topomyia yanbarensis, 1108 nucleotides. RefSeq lists its product as uncharacterized. Gene Ontology annotation, molecular function: zinc ion binding. Bases 23 to 1021 code for a protein of 332 amino acids. Lineage: Eukaryota; Metazoa; Arthropoda; Insecta; Diptera; Culicidae. The transcript has 3 exons. The record is from RefSeq and is a predicted model, not a curated record. Gene Ontology annotation, cellular component: nucleus.